AGAGGAACCUGAGCAGCAGAAACAGCUCUACUGUCGCUUUAAGACUGCCGGCCGUGCAGCGUACAGGAGGAGUGUAGCCUGUGUGUGUGUGUGUGUGUGUGUGUGUGUGUGAGCGCGAGUGUGAGUGUGCGUGUGGCAGUGGGAUGCCUGGGAUCACCGAUCACACUCGAUCCAUCGCAGGAGUGCCGGAGAAAAUCGGGUCGUACUGAGACUUUAUCACUUUAAUCUGACACUGUGCGGCGACAGAAAUAAAGACAGAAAGAAGGAAAGAAAGAAAGAAAGAAAGAAAGAAAAGAAGAGGAAAAAGAAGAAGAAGAAGCGGCGACGUGGACGCGGCAGUGGCGGGGACGCGCAUUUCAAAAAAAAAAAAAAAAAAGACGCAGCGGGAAAAUCUCCUGUAAAGCCAUGUGAGUGAGCAGUCACUGUUCCUGCAGCGUGAUGGGAAGUCAAAACAGGAACUCAUCCAGGAAGCGUACGCUACUUUCAGCACUCUUCGGUUCAAGAGGUUGUAGAAACAUGGUAACUAUGGAUCACCUCCAACUGUGCCUGUGGUCAGAAAAUCAUGGAGUGACCAGUUGUCUGAGUUGGUACCCAAGAAGCAGACUUGUUACAGAUCCACUAAGAUGGAAACACACAAGAAUCACAACAUCAUGAAUGUGGUCAUAUCUCUGCCAUAGUUAAAAAAAAAAAAAAAAAAAAAAAAACAUUAUCUUCUGUGACAGGGAAAUACCCUGUAGAAUUGCAUUUGAUCUCUCAAAACCUGUGUGGAUUGAAAACCUAUAUUGUAAAGCGAAAAAGUCUUUGGAUCUCUUGGUGGAAACUUUUUUGAGAACAUUUUUCUUCUCUGUUGUGGUGGCCAGCCAUAGAAGGGACCAUAAUAUUGAACAUGACUCAUGGGGAAGAGACUGGCCCUGAGACACACCAGGAUUCUGCUGUUCUAACAUAUCUGGAAGGCUUACUCAUGCAUCGGGUAGCAGGAGCACAAAGCGCCACAGCAACACAACAAAGUGAGGCUGAAAAAGGCAACGAGGAACAGAGAAACAAGGAGACACCAGGGCUUCCAUUGCCCAAGCAUAGCCCUCAGCAGGAACAGGAUAAAACAACCCCCCAGGGAGGGUCAACACAUCAUGUGAAAAAAGCUCGGCUGCUUCGCUCUGAAGUCUGGACCGAACAUGAGAGUCAGGUGCGUCAAAUGUCCAUGCCUUCUCCUGAGCUCAACGGGAGAAAGCAGGAACACUGUGGUGGCCUGAAUGGGUCACUGCAAUGUAAAGGAGAGAGCACAUUGCUUGCAAGCCUGCUUCAAAAUUUCAGCACAAGACUCCAAAAUGUGGCCUUGUCACAGCAGAUUGAACAAAAUUUGACACCACAGAAGGCAUCCAGUUCAAGCAGUAACCCCAAUAAAGAGGACAAGAUACCAGAGCAUGGCAGUGGAUCUGAAGGAUCUGGUCUGUGUUUGUCUGGAAACAGUACAAUGCAGAACAAUACCAGCAGCCAGAUGUACCACCAUAGGCAGCCCAGCCAGGAAAGAUUAUCAAAGUCUCCCGGAGCGCUACAACGCAGUGUUCGAUCCUCCUCAUCAGAAUCCCUCCAUUGCACUGAGCGUCUAAAAGCUGUAGCCAGUCUUGUAAACAUCAGGUCAAGUCCAGCUCCUUCGCCAAAACCCAGUGUGGCCUGCAGUCAGCUUGCCCUGCUGCUUUCGAGUGAGGCUCAUCUGCAGCAGUAUUCCAGAGAACAUGCACUUAAAGCUCAACUAGCUGGGCGAUCAGCCAGUGAAAGGCUUGCAGCCAUUGCUACACAGCAAACUCAAGAAAAGAAACAGCCUACAAUAUCUCAAACAAACCAUGAUGGACUUGCUUCCUUACAGACCAAAAAUGGGUUACCUUCUCAAAUGCCAACAAGCUCUAGCAGGCAAAGUCAAAGCCUAUGUACAGGACAAAGUAGGUCGGUGGGUUUGGUGCGGAGAACACAUCCCUUCAGGGAGCGCAGACCUUUUGAAAGGCAUGGCAGGCCAUCACAGAACUGCAGCAGUCUGCUCCUUCAACUUCUCAACAGCCACAACACACCACAGAGACUUAUUUCUCAGGAUCACCUGAAGGAGGACACCAACAUCUUUUCUAGUCGAGGGUCUCCCAUGUUCUCGGACAGCGAACACUCAAACUCCAUCAGUCUACCAAAGGAUAGCAGUGAUGCUGAGAGUACUCGCUCCAGUUGCUCUCCUAUUGACCUCUCUUUGAAGAACAAAGUGAAUAACUCAACACCACUAUCUUCUUCUUCUUCACCUGCACUAGACAAGGUCACAGAGUCACUGAAAACCAGGUGGACAUCAGAGAGUCCAACUGCAAAAUUUCCUACAGAACCCAAAGAGUUACACACUUGUUCAGAGAUUAAGCCCCACCACAAGGUUACCCUAUUGGAAUUGCUCCUUGAUCAAAAACACACCGAGAAGACAAACAAAGCCCCUGAUAAUCCAGAUUUACAGUCUAAGAUCCUACCUAAGGUCAGCAGUGCAUCAACAAGUAAUCACACUCUUUUUUAUCCGGGUCAGUGUAAGGAUACAAGAGAGACUAGCCCUAAUUGUAGAUUGAAUACCAGAAGUCCUAAAUUACUGCCAACGUUUUCCCAAGGCAGAGACUGUAACAUCCGUGCAUCUCCUUACAAAGUGUACAACUCUCCUCAUACACAGUCAGUACCCUUGGAUCUGUGUAAGAAUAAACCACUUGCAAGUGGUCCAAGUGUCAAAGAAGCAGCUUUUAGUGCUAGUAAACUGUUACAAAAUUUAGCUCAGUGCGGAAAACAAAACGCUGCCAGUUCCCCCACACCGAAGGCUCCUCUGCCUCCAGUCAAAAGACAAACUGAAGAGUUUAGAACUUCAAAGUCUUCAACUUUGUUAGAAAAGCUUGCCGUACCAGUUCAGAAAAAUAACACCCCUCAUGUGAAAUCGGUAAACUCUCUAGUGGCAGAAUCUACACAACAUAAUUCAGAGAUUGAAAAUCUCCUUGAAAGGCGUACGGUCUUACAGCUUCUUUUGGGGAAUAAAUCUCAAAAAGAAAGAGUUGGCAAUAAGCGAAAGGGAGAAUCUGGAAAGCAAGAAAAUUCCAAAUCCCACAAUACAUUGGACAGACCCUUGACGGAUCUUGCAGUCAAAACUGAGCCUGUAGAAGAUGAAAUGUGCAAUGAUGAAAAAGUAUCGAAUCAGUGGCAGAACAAAUUAGCAGAAUCGCGUAGGCAGAGUCCCCACACUCUCAAUCAGGGAAUUAUAAAGCAAGAGCCACUUUCCCCAGUGGCUGUCCCCAGAGACGGUCUUCUUUGUCAUCUCUUGCAUCAGAAGCCCAGAAACCUGAAGCCAAACUUUUUAGAGCACUCAAAUCAGGGAUGCAUUAAAGAGGAACCAAUGGAACAUCACCAAGGACCAACCAUCCCCAAGAAGAGGAAAUUUUCAGUUCACCCAGAGGACCAUGUUAAAGUGACCCAGCAGAGAAUGUGUAAUAGUUCUGGUAGCCAAAAGGAUGAUAGCGAUUGCUCAACCUCUGGAAUUCCAGAAACUCAAGAAUCCAGUGAUCCAUCCAGCCCUCCACAGGCAGACAGUCCGCCAGCUAAGUUUCCACCGUGUGAAUCACCACGAAACGAAAAUGGGGGAUUCAAUGUCCUGAAGCAGCUACUUCUUUCAGACAACUGUUUGAAGGAACUGUCUCAAUCCAGAGCUCCAUUUAGUUCGCUGGAACGCCCAGUCCAAAAUGGGAGUACAAUCAAAGAACCACGUAACAACGGUGCGCAUCAAAGCUUUCGGCAGACCUUGAACCAGGGCAAGCCACCUUCAGCCUCAGCAGGAACGAACAGAGUAGAGUCUCUUUCGGAUGUUCAGCAGGAUUCGUCCAGGUCGAAACGUGAUGUCGUCUCACAGAGAGACUCGAAGGCAUCACCUGGGUUUGUGAACGGUGAUAAAACACAAGACUGCCACCUGGAUUCUCCACGAUUGACUAAAGCUAACCCUAUUUUGUAUUAUAUGCUCCAGAGGAGCAAUGCACAUUUGGUUAGGGACAGAGUGGAGCUCGAAGCAAAGUCAGGACCUUGUAGAGUGCAGACUAAGGAGAAAGAUGAGUCUGAGGCCUUUGACCUCAAAGUACAUUUGCAACAAAACCCACAUCACAACGGGACUCAUAGCAGUGACUCACCACGGAUCAACGGGUCGCUCAAGAAGUCAUGAAGAAGACUGCUUUGGAAUGAAAAUUUCUUGUUCUUCAUCCUUCUUGCUUCUCUGUAUUGCCAUUUUCUUUGUUAAUACGAAACCUUUUGUCUACUCUCUAUUCUGUAAGAUCAGUGCUUAAUUUCUUGCCAUUUCUUAACCUGAUGAUUUUGUUUCAAAAACAUAACAAGAAUACUUAGUAUUCUGAUAUGAAUUUUUAAACCUGUUGUUCAAAUAUGAAAUGUUUGUGACAUGCUCCUGGUAAUAUAUCUACAUUUCCUAAUCAAACUUCCUCCAUUGGUGAAAUUUGAUAGUUUUGAUAGUCAGUUAUGCUGCAGGAUAUACAGGUUUUUUCCCCCAACAACUUCCCUUAGCUUCCUUCAAUGAAAUAAUUAAUGAAUUAAUCAACCGAUCUUUGGGGUGUGCUGCACAGAAGUACACAGUUCUUCAUGUAGCCCAUAUUUUUCAUCGGUUCAUCAGUAUAAGAACAUGAUAUAGUAUGUGCAUGAUAUGUGAUUUGUAUCAUUUGGUAUUUGGUGGCUUUUUAUUCGUUCAUUUGAUUCAUUUUGGUAUAUAUAUAUAUAUAUAUACAUAAAUAUAAAUAUAAAUAUAUUUUUAAAUAAUUUGUGAAGUGCUUUACAAAUAACUCAGCAUUUCAUUGCACCGAGCCAAGAAUAGAGAUUUCCGCAAUACCCUAUAUGACAAUGGUGAAGAAAAAAAAAAAACAUUAACUGAUUAGAAAUUAUUUGACAUGUUGCUCAGCUAAUGAAGAAAACGUAACCUGAUUAUAUGAAUAGGUAUCGGCAUCAGCAUGUGCCAUAUAUGUCUAGCAUUAUGCAAUACAGAUGCAUUACAAGAAGACAAAUCAAGCUUGCCGGAGAUGCAGAGAGUGUUCUAGUUAUGUGCAGAAUGUGUGUUGUUUUAAUGGUCGUGUUUUACGGGAGUACUGUGCUACAAAUUCAUUCCCCACAUAUGAUAAUGUAUAUGAUAACGGUCUUACAUUUUACGAAUGGGAAUAUUCUAUAACAUGUUAUUUUUGUCCCUCAAUCUUAAAGUCUUGUUAUAAACUCUAUUUAUGUACAUACCGUAAUCUUUAUCUUUAUGAAAGAUGGCUAUUUUAUAUGACUGAAAAGAGAAACCUUUUAGUUUUGGAAUUUCGUAAAGAGCCCGCACGGCUGUGUGAAUACGUACAUAAUUAGAGAAAGGGGUUUUUUUUCUUUGGUUUUGUUUCAUUUUUGUUUUAUUUUUAUUAUUUUUGGUCCUACUUUUUUGCAUGUGUCUCUUGGUAAAAAUGACAAUAAUCUGUUCUGCAACAAUGUUGUGUUAUGUCAGAUAUUCAACAGUCCACAGCUGCCUGUUGCAUGCAGAUGCAUGAGAAGGUUCCUACGUAUUACUGCUCAUGGAGGAAUUCAAGUCUUAAGCAUAACUAUUUUGUCAUGAAGCCUGAUUACAAAAAAAAAAUGUAUUGUCUGUUUAUUCUAAGAAAUAGACUGCUGAGUAAAAUAUCUGAACUUUUGAAAGAGAUGUGCAUAUAAAAAAAUCUAUAUAUUUAUUUUGGUUUUUAUUCUAUUUUAUUUUUUACAAAAGGAAAAACCAAACCGGUAAAACAAUCAAGUCAUGUACAGCAACAGUGCAAUUCUGGAUUACUUUAAUGCUUCGAGGAUUUAACUUGGUUUUAAACAACAGAAAAUAAAUGUUUGGACUGCAGCAUAUUGAAUAUUAUUGUGAUAUCAUUUUUAAAUGUAUUCAUUUUGGUGUUUACUUGCACAGAUUUUGAAUAAAGUUCCAAAAUGCA
Molecule: messenger RNA, 5978 nt
Organism: Hemibagrus wyckioides
Lineage: Eukaryota; Metazoa; Chordata; Actinopteri; Siluriformes; Bagridae
Gene: nrip1a
Product: nuclear receptor interacting protein 1a
Exons: 3
Coding region: 887-4204 (1105 amino acids)
Biological process (GO): regulation of transcription by RNA polymerase II
Cellular component (GO): nucleus
Molecular function (GO): transcription coregulator activity; signaling receptor binding
Source: RefSeq, a predicted model, not a curated record